Messenger RNA from Trifolium pratense (red clover), 2228 nucleotides. RefSeq lists its product as uncharacterized. Lineage: Eukaryota; Viridiplantae; Streptophyta; Magnoliopsida; Fabales; Fabaceae. The record is from RefSeq and is a predicted model, not a curated record. Bases 450 to 1883 code for a protein of 477 amino acids. The transcript is spliced from 5 exons.
GCUGGACGAGACAACCUACCAGUUGUUGCAUUGCAGCACCUGUUUUUUUUUUUAAGAGAGAGAGAGAGAGAGAGAGAGAAAGAGAGAGAGAGAUUUUUUUAACUUUUAUAGAAGUGGUUAUUUUGCUUUGUGUGAGAGAGAGAUAUAUAGAGAGAGAGAGAGAAAGAGAAAGAGGUGAAGUCUCAACUCAACUCAACUCAACUGUGAAGAAGAAGAAGAAGAAGAAGCAGUGCUAGUGAUAGAGAGAGAAACAUACACACAGACACAGACACACACACACACAAACAAUGGGAUCUCAGACUCACCAACACCAUCACUCUUUUUGAUUCUCUUCUUCAAUCUUCUUCAGUUACAUUGUUCUGCAGCAUUACUUUGAGUACUGCAUCAGCGAACUAGUACGGUUUCUUAUUUAUUCAGUUGAUUCUUUUGAGCUGAUUUGAAAAGACGCGAUGGGUUCCAGAUUCCCAUCUCAUCAGCUCAGCAAUGGCCUGUAUGUAUCAGGCCGUCCUGAGCAACCGAAAGAAAAGACUCCGACAAUGAGCUCAGUUGCCAUGCCCUAUACCGGCGGUGACAUCAAGAAGUCAGGAGAAUUAGGGAAAAUGUUUGAUAUCCCUAUGGAUGGCUCUAAAUCUAGAAAAUCUGGUCCAUUAAAUAAUGCUCCUUCAAGGACUGGAUCAUUCGGAGGAGUUGCUUCACACUCCGGACCUAUUAUGCAAAAUGCGGCUGCUCGUUCUGCUUAUGUCACAUCAGGUAAUCUAUCUGCUGGCAUGUCUGCUUCAGCCUCAAUGAAAAGAACGAACUCUGGUCCGUUGAAUAAGCACGGGGAACCAGUCAAGAAGUCGUCUGGUCCUCAAUCAGGUGGAGGUACACGCCAAAACUCGGGUCCAAUACCUCCAGUUCUUCCAACAACUGGUCUGAUUACAUCUGGCCCACUGAAUUCAUCUGGGGCUCCAAGGAAGGUAUCUGGCCCGUUAGAGUCUUUAGGGUCAAUGAAAUCACAUAGUUCUGCUGUAGUUCAUAACCCAGCUGUGACUACUCUCAGUGUGGAUGAUGAAUAUUCCUUCAAGAAGAACUUCCCUAAGCCAAUAUUGUGGUCUGUGAUUCUGAUUUUUGUUAUGGGAUUCAUUGCCGGUGGUUUUAUUCUCGGAGCUGUCCGCAAUGCCAUACUCCUGAUAGUUGUUGUAAUUCUUUUUGGUACUGUUGCGGCAUUAUUCACUUGGAAUAGUUGUCGUGGAAGGAAAGCUAUUGUUGGUUUCAUUUCUCAAUAUCCAGAUGCAGAGCUUAGAACUGCCAAGAAUGGGCAAUUUGUGAAGGUUUCUGGGGUGGUUACCUGCGGUAAUGUUCCAUUAGAGUCCUCCUUUCAAAAAGUUCCAAGAUGUGUAUAUACGUCCACAAGUUUGUAUGAAUAUAGAGGAUGGGAUUCAAAAGCUGCUAAUCCAAAACAUCGCCGUUUUACCUGGGGACUUCGUUCGACUGAGAGGCAUGUGGUGGACUUUUACAUCUCUGAUUUCCAAUCUGGUUUGAGAGCAUUGGUCAAAACAGGCUUUGGUGCAAGGGUGACUCCUUAUGUUGAUGAUUCCGUUGUAAUUGAUGUUAAUCCAGAGAAUAAAGACAUGUCCCCUGAUUUCCUUCGAUGGUUGGGGCAAAGAAACCUUUCAAGCGAUGAUCGUGUUAUGCAGUUAAAAGAAGGGUACAUAAAAGAAGGUAGCACUGUUAGCGUAAUGGGGGUUGUUCAUAGAAAUGACAAUGUGCUUAUGAUUGUGCCUCCGCCUGAGCCAUUGACGACGGGAUGUCAAUGGGCGAAAUGUAUUUUUCCAGCUAGCCUUGAGGGUAUUGUUUUGAGAUGUGAAGAUACAUCAAAGAUUGAUGUGAUUCCAGUGUAGUUAUGUUCUUCUUAUCCCCGGAGUGAGUGAAUGAGUGAGUCUCUUUAGGUACUAUUCUUCUUUGGGAAAACAAAUUGAUGGGGUGGUUGGUGGUUGGUGGUUGUUGAUGUUGUUGUUGUUGUUGUGUUUUGUAAGCAUAUAUGUGUUGUUGGUAAGUCAGUGUGAAUGUGAUGAUGAUCUUGUUACCAUUUAUUUCCUUCCUUCCUUCCUUCCUUCCUUCCUUUUGGUUGGUUCAUACUCAACUUCCUUAGUUUGUUGUAUAGCUAAUGACAAUUCUUAUUCGUUUAUUUUUCUUUUUAAGAAUUUCAAACUUUUUGAAUGGAUAUGAUAUGAUGAUUUCUUAUA